This is a messenger RNA of Dermacentor andersoni, 2609 nucleotides long. Its product is annotated as FAD-dependent oxidoreductase domain-containing protein 1-like. NCBI's taxonomy places the organism in Eukaryota, Metazoa, Arthropoda, Arachnida, Ixodida, Ixodidae. Gene Ontology annotation, cellular component: cytoplasm. The record is from RefSeq and is a predicted model, not a curated record. Gene Ontology annotation, biological process: mitochondrial respiratory chain complex I assembly.
UCCGUACGCAGUCGACCACCAGGUUGAGGCAACGCUCAUGAGAACCCCGUAGGCACUAGCGCCACAUUUCCCUCUAGGGUAUUUAUUUAGAAACUCUAUGCUAAAAGCCAUAGAGUUUCUAAAAGCAGACGGCACGUGGUUUCUGCUACCCGCCCGAUCGGCGUGUGAGCGCGGCAAUGUUUUGACCUGUGGUAGCUGGUUCUUUGCUGUUUUGUUUACGCGUGCUCCCUGUCGUCACCGUGCUUGCCAUUCAUCUGUUUCAAGCAAUUACCAGAUGGUCUGCUGCUCCCGCUUGUAAAUUAUGAUCCCACUUAGAUCUCUGCGCCGGGCUAGCGCUGCUUCUAAGCGUCUGUGUCAAUGUAAAUAUAUUGUCAGGGCUUGUUCAAGCGAUGGCGGUGGUAAAAAGUCUGAUUCCAUGGUAGAUGAUAUCUCUGAGGAACGCAGGCCGUUUAAUAUUUUGCGGGAUGAGUUCAGAGGCUAUUUUAAACCGAAGGGCUCUGAAGUACAGGAGCCGCUUUUUCCAAACGAAGUGGAUAUUUUAGUGGUUGGUGGAGGUAUCAUGGGAUCAUCCAUUGCCUACUGGCUCAAGCAGAGAGCGCCCGAGAGUUUCACUUUGGGCGUGUUGGAGCGCGAUUUGACGUAUGCCCGAUCAUCCACAGUGCUGUCAAUUGGAGGAAUAAGGCAGCAGUUUUCAUUGCCUGAAAACGUCCAGCUCUCGUUGUUCAGUGCCGAGUUCCUUAGAAACGUCAAGCAGAACCUUAGUGUUUUGGACUUCGACCCACCUGAUAUACAGUUUCAGCCACACGGUUACCUGUUCCUUGCCUCUGAGAAGGGAGUGGGCCAAAUGGUGAAAAACUCGCAAAUGCAGGAGGAACUGGGGGCCAAGAUUGAAUUGCUCAAGCCUGAUGUGCUUGGGCAGCAGUUUCCAUGGAUAAAUACUGAAGGUAUCGCACUUGCAUCGCAUGGUCUAGAGAAUGAAGGCUGGUUUGAUCCAUAUGCUCUUCUUACUGCCUUGCGACGAAAAGCAGUCUCUCUUGGAGCACGGUAUCUUAAUGCAGAACUUGUAGGGUUUGAAUUUCAAAGUACGGCUGCACAUCCAGGACCCGAAAUAUCGUACGAGCCUGUAAAUCAGGCAUUGGUGAAGACACCAGAUGGAGUGACACGCAAGAUUACCUUUGCCAUUUUGGUGGUGGCUGCAGGCCCACACUCUGGUGAAGUGGCCAAGUUGUUGCGUGUUGGUACUGGACAAGGACUUCUGGAGUUUCCUCUGCCUGUCGAACCUAGGAAGCGCUAUGUGUACGUUGUGCACUGCCCAGAUGGCCCUGGGCUCAACUUUCCGCUGGUUGUAACACCUAAUGGAGUGUACUGUCGUCGAGAGGGCCUUGGGGGCCACUUUGUUUGUGGCAAGUCGCCUGCUCCUGAUGAAGAACCAGACGUUGGGGAUCUUGAUGUGGAUUAUUCAUUCUUCGAUAAAGCAAUUUUGCCAACACUUGCACACAGGAUUCCAGCUUUCAAGUCCUUGAAGGUGAAAAGUGCCUGGGCUGGAUUCUACGACUACAACACAUUAGACCAAAAUGGUUGCGUGGGACGGCACCCUUGUUAUAACAAUGUUUUCUUCGCAACUGGAUUCAGUGGACAUGGCAUCCAGAUGGCACCUGGAGUUGGUAGGGCUAUUAUGGAGCUCAUACUUGAUGGCAAAUAUGUCAGCAUUGACUUAAGACGUUUUGGCUUGGAGAGAUUUAUACAUCAAGAGCCUAUUAAAGAGGCUAGUAUUGUGUAGUACAAGUGCUAGCGGUCUCAAGGCCACAGUGUAAUAUGUUAUAUUAUGGGACUUGCACGGUAGAAGUGCUGUCUGCCCAUUUCAAAUUCCAAAUGAAAGAUUUACCUGCUGUGGGAGUAUAGUCAGCCAGCAUGUUUUAUUUGGUACUGCUGCAGCCAAAUGUGAAUGCCUUUAAAAGCUUGCAUCAACUUGUUCAGCUUGUUCAGAAAGUAGAAGCUCGAAAAAUAACCAUCCUAGCACAUCAUCUUCACAUAUGUCAGUAGUAGACAUACAAAAUGUUCUUGAUCUCAAAGCCGGAGUAUGAAGUGCUAUACGCCUAUUUUAAAUACGGAACAAAUGGCUUGCCUGCAGCAGUAGUAGCAUAGUCAUUGUCCACCCCACUCUAUACAUUUUUGGGGUGCUGCAGAUAGAGCCAAAUGUCAAGCUUAAAAUUUACUUCUACAGAGCUUUAGAAAAUACCUUGAACCUUCAAGGUGAAAAAUAAAGUGCAAAGCUUUUAAUUUUUGUUGUGAACAUGCACAUGCAUGGUGGCAGCAGCCACCCUAGCACAUCACGUUGACACCUAGAAGUUUUUGAGGUAGUACAACUAUGCUUUAGAUAUAGAUAAAUCAGCCUUUAAUGUCAAAUGCAGGCACAUUGGAUAUUGGGAAUUCAUUCACAUAAAUGUAAAUUAUUCAGCAGAAAAUGUUCUGAACACAAAUGCAAGGUGCCCUGAACUCGGAUUUGUUAUGGAAGUUUUGUUAUGACAGGCUCCUGUUACCAACACAAGCUGAGAACUAGCAUUCUGAAGUGUCUGUUGUGCCACAAUAAAGAGAUGCCAUUGCCAUUA